Molecule: messenger RNA, 648 nt
Organism: Saccharomyces paradoxus
Lineage: Eukaryota; Fungi; Ascomycota; Saccharomycetes; Saccharomycetales; Saccharomycetaceae
Gene: SEC4
Product: Rab family GTPase SEC4
Exons: 1
Coding region: 1-648 (215 amino acids)
Biological process (GO): protein secretion; protein localization to plasma membrane; regulation of exocytosis
Cellular component (GO): endosome; plasma membrane
Molecular function (GO): GTP binding; GTPase activity
Source: RefSeq, a predicted model, not a curated record
AUGUCAGGUUUAAGAACUGUUUCUGCUUCUUCCGGCAAUGGAAAGAGCUACGACUCUAUCAUGAAAAUUUUAUUGAUUGGUGAUUCUGGUGUUGGGAAAUCGUGUUUAUUGGUUCGUUUUGUUGAAGACAAAUUCAACCCGUCAUUUAUUACUACCAUUGGUAUUGAUUUCAAGAUAAAGACCGUCGAUAUUAACGGUAAGAAGGUAAAGCUGCAACUUUGGGAUACCGCUGGUCAAGAACGUUUCCGGACCAUCACUACAGCAUAUUAUCGUGGUGCUAUGGGUAUCAUUCUUGUUUAUGACGUAACAGACGAGAGAACAUUUACUAAUAUCAAGCAAUGGUUUAAAACAGUUAAUGAGCAUGCGAAUGACGAAGCACAGCUACUGUUGGUCGGUAACAAGAGCGAUAUGGACACUAGAGUGGUAACAGCUGAUCAAGGUGAAGCUUUGGCUAAGGAGCUGGGUAUACCAUUCAUCGAGUCCAGUGCUAAGAACGAUGACAACGUCAACGAAAUUUUCUUCACCUUGGCUAAGUUGAUCCAAGAAAAAAUUGACAGUAAUAAACUUGUUGGCGUUGGCAAUGGUAAAGAGGGCAAUAUUAGCAUCAAUAGUGGGAGUGGAAACAGUUCUAAAUCAAAUUGCUGUUGA